Messenger RNA from Monoraphidium neglectum, 2235 nucleotides. RefSeq lists its product as hypothetical. Lineage: Eukaryota; Viridiplantae; Chlorophyta; Chlorophyceae; Sphaeropleales; Selenastraceae. The record is from RefSeq and is a predicted model, not a curated record. Gene Ontology annotation, biological process: mitochondrial RNA processing; chloroplast rRNA processing; regulation of mitochondrial mRNA stability. Gene Ontology annotation, cellular component: ribonucleoprotein granule; mitochondrial matrix. The transcript has 3 exons. The coding region runs from base 1 to 2235 and encodes 744 amino acids. Gene Ontology annotation, molecular function: RNA binding.
AUGAUCAACUUCGAGUGGCCGCACGCCGCGUACGGCGCGCCCAUCUGUUUCCGUGGCCGCGCCCCUGGCGCCCGCGACGCGUCCUCUCGUCGCGGCGUCUACGAACGGAUCGACCCCCCCGGCUUGACCGCCUGGAUCAAGCGCGCCAGGAGCUGGCACGACGUGGCUGUGCUGGUCGCGCGCUACUCGCGCCACUGCAACCACAUCCAUCUGUGUGCGGCGCUCGUCCAACUCGCCCACAUCGACGGCGGCGGCGGCGGCGGCGCGGGCGGCGAGGGCCGCUCGAGCGGCAGCAGCGUCAUAAUUGGCAGCAGCAGCGGCAGCGGUAGCGACGGCGGCGGCCUGCGCAGCCCACCCACUUUGCCCGCCGCCGCCGCCGGCGCGCCCGCACGCGCACGCCGCCCCGCCAACUGGCGGCCGUUCGUGCAGCAGCUGCUCGAGAAGCUGCAGCAGCAGCUGCCGGCGUGUGGGCCCAGGCAGCUGAGCAAUGCGGUGUGGGCAAUUGCAAAGCUCCAGCUCGCGCCGGAGCCCGAGUUUUCGGCGGCGUGGCAGGCACGAAUCCAGGAGGUGCUCAGCGCUGCCAGUGCUCGCGACGUGUCCGAGGUGCUUUGGGCGCUGGCGACCCUCCGCCUCCCGCCGCCGCCGCGGCUGCAGCGGCAGCUGCUGUCCGCGCUGCACCGCGCGACGGCGGCCGGCGACGGCGCCGGCGGCGCCGGGCGCGCGCAGGACGCGGCAAACGCGAUGUGGGCGAUGGCAGUGAUGGGCAUCGCGCCGCCGCAGGAGCUGACCGCUUCUCUUUGCCUGCUGAUGCAGCGUCAGGGGGCGCGCAGCGGUUACAGCGGUUUUGGCGGCGAUGGCGUGAAGCCCCAGGAGCUCGCGAACUUCAUGUGGGCGCUAGGCGUGCAGCACAAUCUCGCCGCGCGCGCAGCGUCCGCCGCCGCGGCGGGCCUGCUGCCCGGCUCGACCCGCGACGCCGGCGGCGCGGCCGUGACCGCCGCGAUGGCGCGCGCUGCGCCGCCGGCUCCGGCUGGAUGGGUCGACGAGCAGCUGGCCCGGUCCUCGCGCGGGCUGGCGGCGUGGGAGCCGCGGCACGUCUCGAUGGCGUUGCACGCGUGCGCGCGGCUGCGGCGGCGGCCGCCGGACGCGUGGCUCGGCGGGUGCCUGCGGGCGCUGCGGCCGCGGCUGGAUGGGUGCAGCAUGCAGGACUUGUCAGUUGUGAUUUUGUCGCUCGGCGCCCUCCGCGUCUGCCCCGUGGCCGACUGGACGGACGCCUUCCUGGCAGCUUCCCUGCAGCUGCUGCCCUCCGCCUCGGCCCAGGAGCUCACCGCCACAGCAAAGGGCCUCGCGCGGCUCCGAGUGCGGCCGGGGGAUGAGUGGUGGGCCGCGUUCCAGAUAGCUGCCUUGCCGCAGCUCGAGGCCGGCGGCUUCAGCCCGCAGGGGCUCGCGGAUGUGAUGGCGGCGCUGGCAAUGGCAGAGGCGCCGCUCUGUGAAGAUUUUGCGGCCGCCUGGGCGUCGCAGGCCGAGGGGCGCGCCGCAGAAAUGGAGCCGCGCGCGCUCGUCAAGGCGCUGUGGGCGGCCGCGCGCCUGCGGCUGCCGGCGGGCGUCCCGCUGCGGCGCGCGCUCGUCGACGCGGCGGAGGCGCGGGGCGCGCUGAGGCAGCUGCCGCAGGGGGAUCUCGUGCGGCUGGCGUGGGCGCUGGUGCGGCUGUUUGCCCUGCCGACCCAGGACCUGUCUGAUGGUCUCACACUGCAGCUCUGCCGCGCCGCCUCUGGCGGCGGCGAGCCCAGCGGCGGCGGCAGCGGCGGCUCGGCGCUGACGGGGCGGCAGCUGCUGCGCGCGGCGUGGGCGCUACCGCGGCUGCGGGUGGCGCCGCGGCCGGCGCUGGUGUCGUACUUCUCUGAGCUGGCGGAGGCACGUGCUGCCGUCCUUUGGCCGGCCGGCAGCUUCCCGCAGGGCGUCGGUGACGUCAUCGUGGACGAUGCUGACAUCAGCAGCGGUGUGGAGGACGGCUGGGUGGCGGAGGAGCUGCAGCUUGCCGCGGUGACAUGGGCGGCCCUGGCUGCGCUGCGCGCGUCAGCAGAUGCGGCGGCGGCCCGUGAAAGGGCUGGGCGCGGCGGCGACCGCAGCAGCGGCGGCGGCAGCGAGGCCAAUGUGCCCGCAGAGGCGCCGGCAGCGGACCGGCAAGCCGGCGGUACGGGCGAGGGCUGCCGCAGUCUGUUGGGGGCCGCGUGUUGA